UAGCUUUAUGUGAAACUGCCUCAAUCCUCAUGGCAGGACUCAGACAUGUUCUUCAAUUUAAAACCGAGGUUGAUGGAGGUCUCAACAGAGACCCGAAUGCAGCAGAUGGCGGGUCGCGGAUUGGUAGUCUUCCCACUACCCUUGCAAGGCCACAUAAACCCCAUGCUUCAGCUAGCAAACAUCCUCCACUCCAGAGGUUUCAAUAUCACUGUAAUUCACACCCAAUACAACUCUCUCAAUCCUUCCAAAUACCCACACUUCACCUUCCGCCCCAUUUCCGAUGGCUUGCUGGAAACCCCGCCUUCCACAGAACGUGGCAGAGAUUUGUUAACACUCCUCAACGUCAACUGCGUGGCCCCCUUUCGUGAUUGCUUGGUUCAGUUGUUGUCUAGUGUUUCGGAGGAGCCCAUUGCUUGCUUAAUCACAGAUGCUAUCUGGCACUUCACUCAAGCUGUUGCUGAUGGCCUUAAGCUCCCUAGGCUCGUGUUACAUAGCGGUAAUAUUUCCUUUCUUGCUUUUGCUGCCCAUCCGUUUCUGAGGGAGAAGGGUUUCCUCCCAAAGCAAGAGACAAUAGGAUUACACAGAAUAAUUCAUAUUCACCUAGUGAUCUUCUCAGAUUCACAAACAGAAGAACCAGUUGAAGCGCUUCCUCCACUAAAAAUUAAAGACUUUCCGACGAUGGACAUAGCAAACCCAGAGGAUGAUUUAUAUAUGCUAAUAGAUGGCAUGGUAAAAGCAAACAAGGGUUCUUCCGGAUUCAUUUGGAACUCCUUCGAAGAACUUGAACAACCAGCACUGGCCACACUUCGCGGACGUUCUAUCGUCCCACUCUUCCCUAUAGGCCCAUUUCAUAAAUACUUUCCAGCCUCCUCAAGUAGCUUAUUAGCACAAGACCCAAGCUCCAUUUCUUGGUUAGACACACAAUCACCCAAGUCAGUAAUAUAUGUGAGCUUUGGGAGUCUUGCAACAUUUGAUGAAACUGAAUUCUUGGAGAUGGCUUGGGGACUAGCCAACAGCAUGCAGCCGUUUUUGUGGGUGGUUCGACCAGGACUAAUACGUGGCUCAGAAUGGCUUGAACCACUGCGAAAUGGGUUCCUGGAGGCUGUGAGUGGAAGGGGACAUAUUGUGAAAUGGGCUCCCCAACAAGAAGUGCUGGCUCAUCCGGCCACAGGAGGCUUUUGGACUCACAGCGGAUGGAAUUCAACGUUGGAGAGCAUUUGUGAAGGAGUUCCGAUGAUCUGUUCCCCUCGUUCCAAUGACCAAAUGGUGAGUGCAAGAUAUGCAAGCGAUGUUUGGAGAGUCGGGGUGCAAUUGGAGAAUGGGUUGGAAAGAGUUGAUGUGGAAAGAGCAAUCAGAAAACUAAUGGAGAGCGAAGGGGAAGAGAUGAGAGAGAGAAUAAUGUGUUUGAAGGAAAAGGCAGAUCUUUGUCUAAGGGAAGGUGGCUCUUCAUACCAAUCCCUAGAGAGCUUGGUUAAUUACAUAUUUUCAUUCUAAUCUUAUUCACAUUUGUUUGAUUAAUCCAUUGUGCUUUUAUAACAUUGUACUCGGAAGCCAACUGGCUCGCUAUCUAUGAAUAAAGGAGGCAGUUUUCUUUA
This is a messenger RNA of Cornus florida, 1595 nucleotides long. Its product is annotated as UDP-glycosyltransferase 76B1-like. Gene Ontology annotation, molecular function: UDP-glycosyltransferase activity. The transcript has 2 exons. NCBI's taxonomy places the organism in Eukaryota, Viridiplantae, Streptophyta, Magnoliopsida, Cornales, Cornaceae. The record is from RefSeq and is a predicted model, not a curated record. The coding region runs from base 46 to 1494 and encodes 482 amino acids.